Xiphias gladius (swordfish) is the source of this 2451-nucleotide messenger RNA. Its product is annotated as alpha-2Db adrenergic receptor-like. NCBI's taxonomy places the organism in Eukaryota, Metazoa, Chordata, Actinopteri, Istiophoriformes, Xiphiidae. The record is from RefSeq and is a predicted model, not a curated record. Gene Ontology annotation, cellular component: membrane. Gene Ontology annotation, molecular function: alpha2-adrenergic receptor activity. Gene Ontology annotation, biological process: regulation of smooth muscle contraction; adenylate cyclase-activating adrenergic receptor signaling pathway; regulation of vasoconstriction. Bases 756 to 2237 code for a protein of 493 amino acids. The transcript is spliced from 2 exons.
CAUCGCCUCCUCAUUCUGUUCUCCUUUUCUCUCCUUUUUUUUUAAAAUCUCCUCUUCCCAUUCAGUCUGUUCAGUAAUUUCUUCUCUACUUUUCAAUCUUGUUUUUCUGCCACAUUGAUCUUUUCGGAGUGCAGCAGUACGAGGGUACCAUGAAUUCCAAAUAGGGUUUCCGUCCUUGCUACAACUAGAGCAUGAUUUUCUUUUUUUUCUUUUUUUUGUCUUUUCUUUUUUGCAUCUCAUUGGAAAUAAGUGGGCCAGUCCUGCAGCUUUAACAGCUUUUGCAGUGUGUCAACCUCUGGGCUCAGAUGUGCAUAUGAAUGGAUAUUUUAAAAGGUAUGACUUCUUUAAAAUCAUGCAAAUCCUUCUUUCAGUGGCAGAAUGUGUUGUGGCAUGAGCACAGAGAUGAAGCUGUGUGUUUUGGGGUAUGAUAUUAUGAAUUAUUGACCAUAGCUGUAGUGCUGUGAGGAUUUGAGACCUGCAUGCAUACUUUGUGUUUUGAGAGAGAGCUAAUUUGUAUUUUGUCAGUGGUGAGGAUAUUAUUGGAUGGUUUUCUUCUGGACCCACACAGGCAGCUUUAAAAUUGUUUUGGCAGAUCCUUUCACUGGCUUUACUCCCUUUUUUCUCAUUUCUUUUGUCAUAUUUGUACUUUCUGUUAUUUUCUAACUGGCUGGCAUAAAAACACCGUCUGCGGUGGAUGCACUGGACGUUAAAAAAAAACAAAACAUGGGGAUCAUGACAUCAGUCAUUUAACCAGGAUGGACUUAUCAGAUGUAUUCGCUCCCGUACUGGCCACGAUGCCGGCCGCUUUGCCACCAAACUCUUCUUUGGAGAACGUCAGUCAGACGCCCUCCUCCUCCUCGAGGUCUCCUCCCGUACCUCCUCACUCCCAGGUGGUGUCGGUGUUCAUCCUGCUGGUGGUCACGGUCAUCAUCCUGGGGACUGUGGUGGGUAACGUGCUGGUCGUGGUGGCGGUGUUCACCAGCCGAGCCCUGAGGGCGCCUCAGAAUCUCUUCCUGGUGUCUUUGGCGUCAGCGGACAUACUGGUGGCUACGCUGGUCAUCCCCUUCUCUUUGGCUAAUGAGGUCAUGGGUUACUGGUACUUUGGUUCCACCUGGUGCUCCUUCUACCUGGCUCUGGACGUCCUCUUUUGCACUUCCUCCAUCGUCCACCUCUGCGCCAUCAGCCUCGACCGCUACUGGUCCGUCACUAAAGCCGUCAGCUACAACCGCAAGCGGACUCCCAAACGGAUCAAGGCGAUGAUCAGCAUCGUGUGGCUCAUAUCGAUCGUCAUCUCGUCGCCGCCGCUCCUCAUGACGCAGAAGGAGGAGGAUUUGGAGACGGAGGACGAGAAGGACACGCAGAGGCAGGAGUGUCUCCUCAACAACCAGACGUGGUACAUCCUCUCCUCCUGCUUGGUGUCCUUCUUCGCCCCGGGAGUCAUCAUGAUACUGGUUUAUUGUAAGAUCUACCGUGUUGCCAAGCAGCGAGCCUCCACUGUGUUCGUGGCGAAGAAUGUGAUGGAGCGGCAGGCGUCGCAGUCCGAGACCUGCUUUGUGGGCACCGCCAGGACUUGCCAAAGACGGGGAGCCGGCUGCAGUAAAACCCGGUACGAGCUGGACAGCCCGCAGGCUGCCAACCGACACGCCUCUUCCAACGUGGAGAGCAACAGCAGCGGCCACAGGAGAGGAGAGCUGGAUGAUAUUGACUUAGAGGACAGGAGCUGCGAGGCUGAGGUGAAACCGUCCUCCUCGUUUUCCUUGUCUCUCCGCCUCCCCAGGAGAGCCGGCGGACGGGUAAAAACAGAGGAAGGGAAGGACGCCGAGGGAACGACAGGCAGGUUGAAGCCUCCUCCGCCUCCGUCCUGCGCCUCCAUAUCCUGGGCGUCAGCCGACCACCUCUCCCACCACUGCCUCCUGCCCUCUCCUCUGCCUCUCAGAAGGCAGAGGCAGAUGUCCGUGUCCAAAAACAAGGUGGCUCAGAUGAGGGAGAAGCGCUUCACGUUUGUCCUGGCGGUAGUGAUGGGGGUUUUUGUCCUCUGCUGGUUCCCGUUUUUCUUCACCUACAGUCUCCACGCUGUCUGCAGAGAGAACUGUUCGAUCCCCGAUACGCUCUUCAACCUGUUUUUCUGGAUCGGGUACUGCAACAGCUGCCUGAACCCCAUCAUAUACACUAUUUUCAACCGAGACUUCAGGAGGGCCUUCAAGAAGAUUUUAUUCCAGACUCAUAAACGAACAUAAGAUGUGAACGCGUGUGUGUUUGUGUGAGUGCCCUCCGCUCGCACAAGCGCAAUGCGUGCGCGCGGUUUUAACCCCGUUUUCCACUGUGCUGUCAUGACGACAUUAAAGGGCUUGUCAUACAGCCGGAGUAUUGAUUUAUUAUUCAACUGCUCACUAAUUUAUCAAAUAAUCCCUCUUUAUUCUAGAGUAAACAAGCCAGAGGAGGGGGAUUAUU